AUGAAGCCCUUUCCAGAUGUAGCUGCCAAGUGGCUGAGGACAACAGCCCCAAGUUUGCAAUCAUCAAGGAUGUCCUGGGUUUGGAUUUUUCUGCUAGCCACUGAACUCCUGGAAGGACAGAGGGAGGCUGAGAGCUGCAUACCACCUCCAGGGGCUAAGAACUGGGCCAAAUUCCAGCCGGCCAGCCAGUCCUCAACGUAUCCACAGUGGGGCACAGUCUACAGCGUGGCAGAGAGUGCCGUGGAUGGGGAUCGUGAUGGAGAUUGGAGCCACGGCUCCUGCAGCCACACCACCCUGGAGAAAGAGCCCUGGUGGAGCGUGGACUUGGGCACUCGCUAUGCCAUCACUGCUGUGGUGGUGAAGAAUCGUCAGGAUUGCUGCUCUGAGCGGAUCAAGGGAGCCAAGGUCCACGUAGGGGACUCCAUAGCCAACUAUGGCAAAUGCAACCCUGUCUGUGGGAUCGUCACCAACGGCAGCACUGGUUCACUCAGCAUCAUCUGUUGCCAUGGACACAAAGGCCGCUAUGUGAGCGUUAUUAUCCCUGGCCGGGCAGAGUACCUGACACUGUGUGAGCUGGAAGUCUACGGCUCCAAGCUGGAGGACCAGUGCUAG
Messenger RNA from Rhineura floridana, 612 nucleotides. Its product is annotated as fucolectin-1-like. The coding region runs from base 1 to 612 and encodes 203 amino acids. NCBI's taxonomy places the organism in Eukaryota, Metazoa, Chordata, Lepidosauria, Squamata, Rhineuridae. The record is from RefSeq and is a predicted model, not a curated record. The transcript is spliced from 4 exons.